Messenger RNA from Paramuricea clavata, 3848 nucleotides. Lineage: Eukaryota; Metazoa; Cnidaria; Anthozoa; Malacalcyonacea; Plexauridae. The record is from the annotation of a GenBank genome assembly.
GUUUUCUAAUAUUCUUUCAGGAGUUCAAGAAUGGAAAUCCAAGAAGAAGGUUACGAUGAGAGCCGUUUUGAAGGUCAUGUCAGGGAAGAUCUAUUUUGCUCUAUUUGUCAAGGGGUACUCAGAAAUCCACGAACUUGCCAGAAUAAAGAACAUCCAUUUUGUCUUUCUUGUAUAUGUCAACAUCUUCGUAAUUCCCAAACAUGCCCUGAAUGCAGAGAACACCUGUCCCCCAAAACCCUUAAAGAUCCACCGAGAUUUUUGAAGAAUACCUUAUCAGGGCUGAAAAUCAAGUGUGACUACAAUGAGAGGGGCUGCCCGGUCUACGUCCAGCUUGAAAAUUUACAAAAUCAUGUUGAUCAAUGUGAAUUCGCGCCCGUCGUGUGUGGAAAUGAAGGAUGUGGAGUGUCGGUCAAUAGAAGCGAUAAAGUUACCCACGAAAGGGAUCUCUGUCAGUUUAGAAUCGCCAAAUGGCAUGACUACAGAGAUAUCAAAGGAAGCCAAGAUGAAAUGAAAGUUAAGGCUCUAAAGAUGGAAAGAAAACAAGAUCAUAUAAUGGUAUGGAAAGAUUUCUUUAAUUCAUUGUAGGUUGUCAUAAUGAUAACAGUAACUGUUUUCUACUGUACUUUUGGACGAGAAAUUUUACACGAUAUUUUUAUUUAUACUCACGAUAUUAAUCUUCGAUCAGGAAUCCCAAGCACAAAUGAAAGUCAAGAUCGAAAAAAUGGGAAAAAAACAAGAUGAAAUAAAGGUAAAAUAAAGAUUUAGUUAUUCUUUGGAGGUUUCUAUGGCGAUAAAAAAAAAGUUUUUUAGAUCUACUCAGGGAAUAAAAUUACAAAAUAUGUACUUAUACUCAUGAUCAUGUAUAAAGUGUCAUCUCCGAAAUAAUAUAUAUUCUAACAAUAAUACUGUAAUUCAGGAAUCGCAAGCUGAAAUGAAAGUUCAUACGGAAGAAAUAGAACGAAAACAAGAUGAAAUGAAGGUGACACAUCAAUUUUUGGCUGCCUAUAUAGCUAUGGAUCUGCGUUUAGAUAGGUAUAAUUGGUUUGUAGAUAUCUAUUUUGGAGUGAAAUACUAUAAGAUAUCUAUUUGUAGGCCAUGUCAGUUCAAAAAAAUGAUGACGAAAUCGAACAAACUCAAGCACAGAUGAAAAUAGAAUUGAAAGGAAUGAGAGAUAAAAUCACUGGAAUGGAACGAACGCAAGCUGCAAUGAAGGUAAAACAAGAUUAUUUUCAGUUCUUUGCAUGGAGAUGGAAUUGAAUUGUUUCGUGCAUUGUUGGCGAUGACAAAGGAUUAUUUGAAGCUUGAAAUUAUGAUCUAUUAACAAAACUGAAUUGUUUUCUAGUAUACUGUAUGGUACAUCAUAAAGGCUACAUUUGAGUUGAGAGUUUUUCAUAUGUUUAAAUCUUUCCAAAUUUUAUAUCGGAACUGUUUCAACAAAUCUACAUUAAAAUUAAUUAUAAACAAAAACUGAAUGAUGUCCUUUUGUUAAUUUACUGAUUUCAUAGGUAACAUUUAAGUACUGUUUAAUAAACGAGCAGGAAAGUUUUAUUAGGCUUAAAGCCACGAGCGCGCAACGCGAGGUGGCUUUAGACCUAAUAAAACACGUCCUACGAGUUUAUUAAACGGCUUCAAACACGACUACAAUAGAUAUACACUGCUUUCAGGCAUUAAAAUAGCGUGUCCUUGUACACACUUUGUGUCCUUGUUAAAGACGAAUUUGCCCUUGUAAAUUGAAAAGUGUGUUCUUGAAAAUAUAUUAAACAGAAAAUAUGUUAAUGUAAUCCACACAAAAUGGCCAAAUAUUUUCCAAAUUCUUUUCCGGCUCAGAACACUGGAAAUUCCAUUUCAGAGACCCCCUUAAAAGCUUGCGUCUUCGACGCUAAACUUGUGACUUCGCCACUCGUUCUCGUGUCUGCGCAUUAUGCCAACAAUACGCCUCAGUGUGUCGCAAAGACACAAGGACACAAAGUGUGUCCUUGUAAAAAUUCCGUAUUUUAAAGCCUGACUGGUUUUAUUAUUAGUAUUCUUCAUAUAAACAAUACUAAUGAGGGAACGACUACAAUAGAUACUGUAUUAUUAGUAUUCUCUAUGUAAAGAAUACUAUUUAGGAGUGUUUUAUCAGGUUUAAAGCCACUGCACGUGACAUAUUAUGGUUAACAUGAUUUGCCGAUAGGCUUAUGAAUUAUGAAUAUAUGAGUGUUUGAAAUAGUUUUAAAAACUUUUCCAUGCGUAUACGUACGUACAAAAAACGCUUAAGUGGAAUGUAGCCGUAGUAAAUAUUUGAUUAUUCGUUGGCAAAGAUUGCCGUCGAAAUCACAAAAGUAUUUUAUUCUAAAUUCAGCUGAUAAUGACGAUAUUCAUGAUGAUAAUGGUUCAUCAAGCAUUCCAAGGAAGCAAUGUAAACAAUAAUGGUGCUCAAGCCAACAACCAAGAUAUUAUUAUUAUUGGCGGUUCUAAUGCCCCAGGAGUUAAAAGUGUAUCGAAUACAGUUGAAAAAUACAAUAUGGUAGAAGGCAAGUCAACUCAGCUGCCACGAAUGCAUCUCACUCGAAAACAAUCAGCAUCAUGUGUUUACAACGGUGACGUCAUCGUUGCUGGAGGUUCGGAUAGUCAAGUUGGUACUGACACCAUCGAAAUUUUAAAGAUGAACCAGCCUCCUUUGCGAUGGACAAUGUUUGAUGGUAAACUGCCUGUUAAGUUAUCCGGUCAUGACGUCGCAGUUUACCAAGAUAAAUUAUAUAUCAUAGGAGGACAUAACUGGAAUGAAAACAAACCAUCCGAUGCAAUUUAUGAACUAUCUCUUGCACCGCCUUAUACUGUCAAGCUUCUCGCAAGAAUGCCUCAGCCAAGGAAAAACCACAGAGCGGAGAUAGUUAACGGGAAGCUAUUUAUCUUGGGUGGAACAACAGACCAGGGUAAAGAUGCCACUGAUAGUGUUGUUGUCUAUGAUUUCAUCAACAACGAGAUUAAGCCAUGUCCAUCGUUACCCGAGCCUACCUGGCUUAUGUCCACAGUUAUUUGGGGCAAUACAAUUAUUGUUGUCGGCGGGGUGGAUAAGAAUGACCAGGAUCUAGAUGACGUCAUCAUGUAUCACACUGAGACAGGCCAAAGUGACAGAUUACCUUCACUGAUACACAAGAGGUAUGGUUCCUCAGCAGUAAUUAUGCAUGACGUCAUCAUUGUAUUGGGCGGACACAGUGAUAACGAGGGGUAUCUCAACUCAGUAGAGAGUUUCACAAUGAGAGACGAUCAGUGGAAAGAAUUGCCAGGAAUGAAAGAGAAAAGACAUCGCGCUACUGCAACUGUAUUGAAACCUCGCAACUAGUUUUUAAAGAUAUGUUUCACAUCAUACAUUUUACAUCAACAUUUUCGAGGUUUUAUAAUCAUAUAUGAAUAAAAAACUUAAUAUUGUAAUCUUUGCUUUUUAUAACUUAAUAUAUAAAUUAUAGUGGAAUGUAAAAACAGUGUUUAUAUAGUAACAUACAGUAGACUGUAGCAAAUAUGGUAUGUGUAGAUGUUUAGUCAAGCUCGUUAGAUAACGGCCAAUUCGUUUGACAUGUUUCAGCUAAACUCUCAACAAAGCAGACGUCAUGAAACAAAACUUGAUCUAAAAGAUCGCAACUAGAAAAGAACUAGAAAAGCUGUUUAUUAACUCAUAAUUUUCUACAGUACAGUGUGUAUCAAAAAUUGUAGAUUCAUCUCUAAGAUUAAAUUUUCGAUCCUCAAUAAUAGUUAGUUGUGUAAAAAUCUGCAGCAUUGGUAUCGAUAUUAAGACUAAUCUAUGAAAAUUCAUAAAUGAACGUCAAAAAUAAGAACUAUGUUUGUUAUUUGACAAUUGAACUUGACAA